ACUUCGACCUGAUAUGUAACCAGCAGGCAGGUAUCAGUCUGCAACAGCCAAUGAGGGAGCUGGUUUUGUAUUACACCCAAAUGUAUGGACUGAUGCCCGAUAUCUCUCUAUAUAAACAGGGUAUUCACCCAGCCUGUUGCACACCAAGCUACCGAAUAUGACCUCGCCGUUCUCCAUCCCUCCAGAGUCUCGCCGAAUCGACCCUACUGCUGCAUUGAAACCGGAUGGCUCGCAAAAUGACAACGACCGCGUGGAAGGAGGACCGACUGCCCUGGCGUUUGCAGAGUGGCGACGCCUGGGCUUGCAACCACCGCAUCUCCCGAGUAUGCGAGAGUAUCGCCUGCAGCGCAUUUGUGAGCAGCUGGUUGCUCGCGACCUGGGCGGCAUCCUGCUGUUCGAUCCGCUGAACAUCCGGUAUGCGACCGACAGCAGCAACAUGCAGCUGUGGACGACCCACAAUCCUGCGCGCGCCUGCUUCGUCGCGGCCAGUGGGUAUCUGGUGCUGUGGGAUUUCCAUGGCUGCGACCAUCUCACUGCACACCUGCCACUCAUUAAAGAAAUACGCCAGGGUGCUUCGUUUUUCUACUUUGAAACAGGCAACCGGACCAAGGAGCACGCUGCGCGUUUCGGUGCCCAAGUGGAUGAACUGCUACGAUCGCAUGCCGGCAACAACCGUCGGCUGGGCGUGGACCGCAUUGAAAUCGCCGGGUUGCGUGCCCUCGAUGCUCUGGGAGUGGAAGUCUGUGACGGGCAGGCUGUCACCGAGCACGCGAGGAUGAUCAAGGGCCCCGACGAGAUCCUGGCUAUACGAUGUGCAGUUGCAUCCUGCGAAGCCGCGAUUGGCGAGAUGAAGCAGGUCCUGCGUGAUGGAGCCACAGAGAACGACGUCUGGGCUGCUCUGCAUGCUGGGAAUAUUCGACGAGGCGGAGAAUGGAUUGAGACUCGCCUUCUUAGUUCUGGACCGCGCACCAACCCUUGGUACCAGGAAUGUGGACCGCGCAUCAUUCGUGAUGGAGAGCUGGUGAGCUUCGACACGGACCUCAUCGGCGUCUAUGGAAUGUGCGUGGACAUGUCGCGCAGCUGGAUCUGCGGCGACCACAAGCCGACAGCAGAGCAGAAACGCUUGUAUCGCAUCGCCCAUGAGCAUAUCACGACUAACAUCGAGAUGGUCAAGCCCGGUGUGCGCUUUUCCGAGCUGUCGCGCAACGGGCACCGUCUGCCGGAAAGCUGCCACGCUCAGCGGUAUAGCAUGAUGUUUCACGGUGUAGGCCUAUGCGACGAGUACCCGACCAUCCGCUAUCCAGAGGACCUGGAGUCCUUUGGCUACGAUGGAGAGCUGCAAGCGGGCAUGGUGCUGUCAGUCGAGGCCUAUGUUGGUGAAGUAGGAGGCAAAGAUGGCAUCAAGCUGGAGAACCAACUGCUGGUGACUGAGACAGGCUACGAGCUCUUGACUCACUAUCCAUUCGAAGAGAGCUUUCUGCAGGACUGACCUAGUAGAACAUGUUCGUACUGAUUAACCGCGACACCACGCAUUGACGCUGCAAUUAGAAGACAGCUCUAGCAUUAGUUUAAGUCUCUCAAUUUGAUUGGAAAGUAGAUAUAAUAACAACGCUAAACAAGGGGAGUACAAUAUAACAAAUAUAGGAAAGAAACUGCAGACAACAUAAAAAUAUCCAAAAGAACAACUCAUUACAAUCAUAACGCCUUCAUCUAUCUCUCUAAAGACCGUACCAACCCUUCAAUCUCGUAUGCAACGCCGUCGAUGAAUGUGCGAGUCUCCGACUCACUCA
Messenger RNA from Aspergillus versicolor CBS 583.65, 1790 nucleotides. Its product is annotated as M24 family metallopeptidase. The record is from RefSeq and is a predicted model, not a curated record. The transcript has a single exon. The coding region runs from base 158 to 1489 and encodes 443 amino acids. Lineage: Eukaryota; Fungi; Ascomycota; Eurotiomycetes; Eurotiales; Aspergillaceae.